AUGAAAGUACAUUCUGCCAAUCCUUAUAAGGGCCUCAAACCAACCAUACAGCUUUCUAGCUUCCCCACAAAUAUCUCUAGACUUGCUAAAAAUAACACCAUUAGAACCAUGCGUACGAGCCUGAGUAGUAUGGAUACUACUGAAGGGCUCUCAUUGGACCAGAUGGUCAAUUCGUCGUGGUUGAGACACCACCUUUACUUGUUGGGACUGGAUCUUAUCAAGCUCAAGCUUUAUCAGAAGUUUAGUCACUUGUUGACUACAGGAGGUGGAGGACUUAUCAAGAAUGCCGUAUUCGAAUUAUCGUCUUUUCUCAAGAGAGAGCUCGUGGAUAGACGAUGCCGGGCAGAUAGCCCCGAGUCCAGUAUUGCGAGUCAGUUGAAGGAGUUGAUCUCCUACAACUUGUCAUUUACUGCUGAUUCACAGAGAAGUGCUAUACUUGAUGGAGAGGACUAUCGAGAAUCUCAGUUUAAGUGGUUCUUCAUUGCCGUGGGCUACAUGAUAGUGACAGAAUCAGAGAGAUCGGUUGAAGAUUUGGCCGAUAAGAUUAUCUCCAUCUACAUGAGCUCUACGACGCCCACUAUCCCAAUCGACGCAGCUUCAGCUCCCCAGAUUGACAGAGACAAUGCUAGGAUACUAAGUUUGAUUCACCGCUAUUACAGAUCGGUCGACAUCGACUAUGAUCUUCUUUAUCGUCCACGGCCAAUCUCCAUCAGGAUGUUUGACUCCGUCUACUACCACAUUGAUCUUCCACCGCUUCCAAAGAUCGAGAACAAGUCGCUUCUCGCUAAGGCUUUGAUGCACAAGGAAAUGUACCGAGCAUUUCUUGUCAAGUCGCACCCUUUUAGCGAAAUGUUGCUUGAAGAAGGUAUCGAACCUACUAGAGAUUCAUGCAAGGUUAUUCGCUACGACCUUUCAUUUUUGGACGGUUUGGGAGACUUCUACUUGGCUCGUGAGUCUUCAAAGCUAUUGUAUCAGUUCAAGGUGGAGACAGCACCACCAUCAGAGGAUGCUGGUUUUGGCAGAAAGUCUUACAACAUGUUGAGAACUAUUCUUGCUACAAACACACUUCUUUCGAAGUUGGCGAUAGCUUAUAACCUCCAUCGUGGACUUAAUGAUCCAAUAAUUUACCAGUUCUUGUUGGAAGACUACGUUCCUCACAUAUCUACCUGGUCGAGUCCUGAGUUUGAUAUGUCUGACGACGUCAACGGUGUCAUGAGGUAUGAGCAGGAAUUCAUUGCAGAUUAUUUUGAACAGUACGUUGGAGCAUUGUUUCUCGAGCAGCCAGAAGUUGCACAGGACUGGAUCAACAAGAUAUACCACAAUAUCUUGUUACUGAUACCAGAUCUCCACACCACUCCCGGGCGAAUUCUUAGGUACGACUACAGGGCCUGGAGCCAUGACGUGAUUGGAAGACAAGUUAUGUAG
Meyerozyma guilliermondii ATCC 6260 is the source of this 1425-nucleotide messenger RNA. RefSeq lists its product as uncharacterized. Gene Ontology annotation, molecular function: ribonuclease III activity. The coding region runs from base 1 to 1425 and encodes 474 amino acids. The transcript has a single exon. The record is from RefSeq and is a predicted model, not a curated record. Gene Ontology annotation, biological process: RNA processing. Lineage: Eukaryota; Fungi; Ascomycota; Pichiomycetes; Serinales; Debaryomycetaceae.